Colletotrichum acutatum is the source of this 1163-nucleotide messenger RNA. RefSeq names its product dipeptidyl aminopeptidase/acylaminoacyl peptidase. The transcript has 2 exons. Lineage: Eukaryota; Fungi; Ascomycota; Sordariomycetes; Glomerellales; Glomerellaceae. The record is from RefSeq and is a predicted model, not a curated record. Bases 30 to 1163 code for a protein of 377 amino acids.
ACAAAUCUCAUGGUUUAUCACUAGUCUCAAUGGCAACUCUUCAUAAGCACUUUUUCCCCAACAAUGAGUCUUUCGCCUAUGAAGCUCUUCGAGCCGCAAGCUACACUCACUGUGGUGGGGCAGAGCUAGCCGAAGUCAUCUCAGUGUGCUCUCGCAUUCCCCCCGGCGACGAAGAAAUCUGGCUUAGAGAAUGGCAAUCGGCUGAAGACCGCGCCGUCCAAGCCGCGAAAGCGAGCUUGACGAAGAACAAUCGACGUGACGACCUAUCCAAGAAGCUCAUCGGUUUAAGUACCGAGACAUUUUAUUCUGCAGCCGAUCUCAUGCCGUACAAGACCAAAAGGAUUCAAAUCCUCUUUGAAGGGACUACUCUUCCGGGAACGAUGAUGCAGCCUGUCAAAAGCGACAAAUCGAGGCUCACGAUCAUUUGUGAUGGUGGCUUCGACUCCACCAGGGAAGAGAUAUUCUACAUGAAUGGCCAGGCGGCACUUGAAGAAGGCUUCAACAUUAUUCUCUUCGAUGGCCCGGGACAAGGCGAAGCUCUGAGAGAGCAGCGCCUCUUUUUCAGAAACGACUGGGAGACUGUAUUCACUGCGGUUGUCGACUAUGCUCUUGGCCAGCCCACAGUCAUCGCAAACAAGGUGUUCCUUAUGGGCAUCAGUAUGGGUGGCUACCUUGUCGGAAGAGCUCUAUGUUUCGAGCAUCGAUGCGCGGCCGCUAUCGUCAAUGACGGGGUUUACGACUUUGGCGCUGCAUUUCAUUCCCAGAACCCUGGCCUUGGCAGAUUCCUGCUCCGUAAUGGCUGGGACGCUACGAUGAUUGCUCUAAUGUUCCAGAUGAUGCGCUGGGAUACGGGCUUCAAAUGGGCGAUUUUGAAUGGAAUGUGGGCUUUCGGCGCUAAGUGUUCAGUAGAGGUGCUGCGCUGUGUGAGUGAGUAUAGACUGGAGGGGCUCGUGGACAACAUCCAUACUCCAUUACUAGUUCUGGAUGCGAUUGAAGAUCGUUUCUUGAAAGGACAGCCAAAAGACUUGUUUGGCAAGUUACGCGGCGAGAAAGAAUUUGAGCAGUUUACGGCGGAAGAAGGGGCAACCUCGCACUGCUAUAUGGGGUCCCUCACUAGGCUCAACCAGGCGGUCUUUGACUAUCUACUUCCGCGGGUGCAAUGA